Molecule: messenger RNA, 1377 nt
Organism: Eimeria necatrix
Lineage: Eukaryota; Apicomplexa; Conoidasida; Eucoccidiorida; Eimeriidae
Exons: 1
Coding region: 1-1377 (458 amino acids)
Source: RefSeq, a predicted model, not a curated record
AUGGAGCCCAGCUGCGGCUGUCCCGAGGCUCUGCAGCAGCAAGCUGCUUCUCCGGAGCCCGCAGAGGCGGAGUCCUCCACGGCCUCAACCGCACCCGCAGCAGCAGCAGCAGCAGCAGCAGCAGGGAGGGCCUCCUGCGCAUGGGCGUCGGCGGACGUCCAGAACGGGGCGGAGGCUGCAGCUGCAGCAGCUGCUGCUGCUGCAGCUGCUGCUGCUGCAGGGGGCUCAAGACAUGCAGCUUCAAAGGCAACGCAGCUGCCAGGAGCCUCUGAGGUUCUUGCUGCUUCCGGCGAAGUGCCUGCAGCAGCUCAAGAGCCCAACAGUGACAAGCGGGCGGAGGAGGACCACGAUGUGACCACUGGUCCAUUGGCGGCGAACGGCAAGCAGCAGCAGCAGCAGCAGCAGCGCCAGCUGCAGAGGAAAGCUCAGGGACAGCAGCACCGGCAGCACGAAGAGCAGCAGGAGCCGCCGCAGCAGCAGACGGCCGCCAAGGCCGCUGCAGCAAAUACAGGUGAAUCGUCGGAGGCAGCAGGAGGCACGGACAGGCAGCAGCAACGGCAGGAGGCGCAGCAGCAGCAAGAAGUGAUGCAGCAGCAGCAGCAGCAGCAGCAGCAGCAGCAGCACGGGGCACACCAACAGCGGGGGGAGGUGCCGGGGGAGCAGCAGCGCGGGAAACAGCUGCAUGCAAGGAAGACCAGCAGCAGAGUGGACAGCAGCAGCAGCAGAGCGUCUCUGGCAAGCUCAAGCGGCGAAGCACCAGCAGCAGCAGCAGCAGCAGCAGCAGCAGCAGCAGCAGCAGCAGCAGCAGCGAGCCCAGCAGCGGCGGCUCUCCUAGCGCCAGCAGCAGAGGCAGCAGCAAAAGACACAAACAAAGUCUACACUAUUCAGGAGAUAAUGAAGUAUGCAGUUAAAAGCCAGAGGCCCUUCCACCCCUCUGUACCCCUUGAAAGCCAAACGGGGGCCCCCCAGGGGCCCCCCCUAGGGGCCCCCCUAGGGGCCCCCCUAGGGGCCCCCGGGGGGGCCCCCCUAGGGGCCCCCGGGGGGGCCCCCCUGGGGGCCCCCGGGGGGCCCCCAGGGGGGCCGCAGGCAGCCGAAUCUUUGGGGGCUGCUGCAGCAGCUGCAGCAGAAGAGCAGCAUGCGGGCGAGGCUGAGGGAGGCGGGGCGGAAGCAGGAAGUUUGCUGCAGCAGCACGCAGCAGAAGCUGAAGCAGCAAAGGCCUCCAAAGGCGACACGGCACCUCUUAGUGCUGCUGCUGCUGCUGCUGCUGCUGCUGCUGCUGCUGCCCCUGGGGCCCCCGCGUUGCAUGCGGGGCCCCCAGCAGCGCUAGAGUCUCAUGAGGAAAGAGAAGCUUAUUUUCGCUCUUGCUUUUGCGAGUGA